Egretta garzetta (little egret) is the source of this 4688-nucleotide messenger RNA. RefSeq names its product solute carrier family 35 member D2 (gene SLC35D2). The transcript is spliced from 12 exons. NCBI's taxonomy places the organism in Eukaryota, Metazoa, Chordata, Aves, Pelecaniformes, Ardeidae. The record is from RefSeq and is a predicted model, not a curated record. Gene Ontology annotation, molecular function: antiporter activity; GDP-fucose transmembrane transporter activity. Gene Ontology annotation, cellular component: Golgi apparatus. Bases 678 to 1541 code for a protein of 287 amino acids.
CAACUCGGCUCCGGGGCAGUAAUUUGGCGCACCGGCACAGGCCCUGAAUUGCCGAUUUGUGUCGGGGAACGUGCUGAGGCUGGGCUCGGCUUCUCCGGUUUCAGACCCGACCUGUGCCCCAGCCUGUAGCGCUGCUGCAGCACCGCCCGGUGGCAGAGUCCUCUGCAGGAAUAUUUUUGAAACGUCCCCGUCUUUUCCUCGAAGAUCUUUUGUUAUUCCCGGCGCCGAGGCUGGCGUUUCGCUAGUCGCAACCAGCUCAGACCCUCCAGGGAAGCAGCCUUUCCCGUGACUGUUCUUGCCAAACAGUCUGGUUACCUUCCUGCGAGCACCUUUCUUUUCUGAGGUAGCCAAAACCAAAACGUGAACCUCAGAAAACCUCUUAAUCAUAAUAACACUGGAGAACUACAUCUGUUGACUUGAGGGGUCUCACAUGGAGUCAUCGUCCUGUGGCUGUGAUCUUCUCACCAUUAGCAUUCUAUACUUAAAAGGUUUCCUCUGGUUUUGCGGUGUUUUAGCUCGUUAUGAACUAACAACAGAAAAGGAAAAAAAAAAACCAAAAAAUUGAAGGUUAAAAAAAAAGGUAAAACUUUCUGUUACUUUGUAGUGCUCAGUGCUAUUUGAACACAUAAGAGCUAUGUAUAACACCUCCCAGAAAUGAUACAAGCUUCCCAUCACCAAUGUUUCUUGGAAUUGGACAGAUGGCAGCCACUAUUCUUAUCCUGUAUGUGUCGAAAUUAAAUAAGAUUGUUCACUUCCCUGAUUUUGACAAAAGUAUACCUGUGAAGUUGUUUCCUCUGCCUCUGAUUUAUGUUGGAAACCACAUAAGUGGAUUAUCAAGUACCAGCAAACUCAGUUUGCCGAUGUUUACAGUGCUCAGGAAGUUUACCAUUCCACUUACUUUACUGCUGGAAAUCAUCAUACUUGGGAAACGUUACCCACUGAGUAUUAUAGUCAGCGUAUUUGUCAUCAUUCUUGGGGCUUUCAUAGCAGCUGGGUCUGACCUGUCUUUUAAUCUGGAGGGCUACACGUUUGUAUUGCUAAAUGAUAUCUUCACGGCAGCAAAUGGAGUUUACACAAAGCAGAAAAUUGAUCCAAAGGAGUUGGGAAAAUAUGGUGUCCUUUUCUAUAAUGCUUGUUUCAUGGUAGUACCAACAGUUAUUAUGAGCUUUUCUACUGGAGACUUUCAGCAGGUUUCUCUUGAUGUAUUCUACUGUCCUAUGCAGUCAUUACAAUUCUGCACUUACAACAGCAGUAGUUGGUGCCAUCAAGAAUAUAUCCAUUGCUUACAUUGGAAUGUUGAUUGGUGGAGAUUACAUAUUCUCCAUGUUAAACUUCAUUGGGCUAAAUAUUUGCAGUUCCGAGCUGUGCUACUUCCGAGUAAAAGCCAGGUGGUGUGGGAAGUGAGAACACUGUGUCCAUUGAAUAGGAGUUACGACUUUAUGGCAGGAGGACUGAGAUACUCAUUUUUAACCUUAAGAGGGAACAGCAAGCCUUCGCAACCUGGGGAUGAAGAGACUGCACUUCCUGAGUCAAAGAGUUAGCCAAAAUGUCUGCCCUGAAAGAGACUGAACAUACAAGUUAGUUUAGCAUUGCAGAGAACUUAAGUAAUUAUAUGCUGCAACAUAUUUGGAACAAGAAAAAAAAAUCUACCUCAAUUGCCACAGAUGUGCACACAACUCAUUGGUUCAGAAAUAUUCUUGUACACCAUGUUUUUUACAUGUGGACAAGUUUAAUUUUAGCAUUUUUUUACACCAUGAGCUAAUUUAGGAAGUAAUGCCAUGAACAAAUCUCAGAUCCCUUCAUUUACCUGUGUUAUGGUGCUAUUUGUUCUAUUUCAGUGUCUGCCAGUACUCUCUGAGGCAAAACUGCCUGUAAGGAUCAUGUGGUUUGAUUCACCAUUACGUUAUGCCAUAUGCAGUCUUUGGUAUCAGUGAAGUGAUGAAAGAUGCUAGUGAUUCAGAAUGAUUUCACGUACACAUUUGCUCUUGUGUAAGUGGCUGUAGAAUGUAUGGGGCAAAGAGGAGAUCGGCCCCAAGUUUGUUCCCUGUGUAAGUGUUGACUGAAGAAUUCAGGAUAUGGCCUAGCAUGUUUGGUAUGCAUUGUGUAGAUAUUCUCUCUCAGUCUUUUCCUCAUCCUCAAUAACAUGGUGUUCUGCUGCAAUUGUCACUGUUGUUGUAAGUGAAUUCUCGUAACUUUGCUGCAGGAUCAAGGAGAGAAGGAAAUCGAGGGAAGAAUUUUAUAUAUAAAAAGAUUUUUUUUGUGUGAGAGCCAGUACCAAACAGGUUAAUUAGGAGAGAUAACAAAGGUAAAUCUAUUUUUGUUUAGGUACAUUCGUCUCUUUAUAUCACAGUCCCCUCCUCUGAUGUUUUGUCUAUAACUAUCUUCUAAUGCUGUAGAGAAGUGAUGUUACUAUAUAUAAACUACAAGAGAGGAAACUGAUUCAUAUAUGGAAGACUAACUUGUCUUUAAAUGAGGAGAAAGGAUUAGUGUCUUGUUGUGUCUUAUAUAUGCAGUGAAAGCUUAUCUGGUACUAGUUUAUGCUUAAAAUUCAGAAUAAGGAAUUAUAACAAGCCCAAGAGGUUUCUACAGUGGGCAAGGCUGGCCCACUGGUUAAAAAAACUGGUCUGGAAUCUGAUUGUUAAGGUUAUCGUCUGGGACAAUAAUGUAUCCUGUAUCUUUAUUUCCUUCUUUGAAAAUACAGUUGAUAAUGCUUACCUGUGUCUCUGAGGAUAUACCAUUAAUCAUUGAAAACAUGGUAAAAGCCUUGCAGCACUGGAGGACAGCGGAGUAAUUAACUGUGUUGAAGUUUUCAACUCCCUGCAAGCAUGAGCCAAAAUUUUUUGAAAUAAUCAAAUUAGAAGAAGAUUUUGGAAGACCGUGACUUGGAACAAGGGAGAUCUAAUGACUUGUUCUAUCCCUGCUUGAAUUAAAAUAGAGCUAAAUCUGUAAGCAUUACUCCGGGUGUAACAUGUGAAUGACCAGACUGGAUUAGAUCUGAGAAAUAUGUGAGUAGUUCACACCAGAAGCUUCAGGGAAUGACUGGACUGCCCACUGCCUUUGUGGAUUUGAAUGGCAAGAGGAGGAGGAGUGACUGCAGAUAUCAGAAGUGGAAUUUAAGGACGCAGUCAAAGUGGAAACAGAAGUCUGGGCUAUCCAGUUUCUCACAGCUGGCUGAGAGAUGUGACUUUCAUUUUCUACCUAUUGAAGAGCUGAGAAGGGAAGGGGUAGCUGCAAAUACUUUAGAGAGAUCUUUUGUUUUUAAAGAUCCUGAAAAAGCCUGUGAUACUUUUGAUACUCUUUCUCCAGAUCAUCUCUACCUCCAGAAUCCUGAUUAUUGAACCUCAUCUCUCUGCAGUGGGACAAGGCAUUGGAAGGUUUUCAUUAAUUAUGAGAAGAUUGAGAGUCAUUUGAUUGCAAUACAAAUGGACGCAUAAUGGCACCUGCUAAAUAAGAUGUAGCUUCCACAAAGGAACAGCUACUGUAUGCAUUUAAUACAUUAAUAUUUUGCUGUACCUUUUAUAAAUAAAGAGAUGCAGAUUACAGUUUUAAAAAGUUUUUGGGUUUUUGUGUGGAUGGACACGUAAAAUGCUUUUAAGCACAUGGAUAGCACGAAUAUUUGCUUUUUGUGCGAUCGACUACUAUGCUGUACUUGAAGUAGUUUUGUUAGUUCAUUCUGUACUGUAGUGGAAGCAAUUUUAUUUAAUUUAUUGUUCAUGUCACGUUUUUGAAGUCCUUCAGACUUAGACUUCUCACCUAAAAUACAGACCUGAAUGCCAAAGUCUUUAUGAUAAUGUUACUCAGAAUCAUUUACAAGAUAAAUUUAGGAAUAAGCCAGAGUAGGUAUUAUCUGGAAGAACUUGCAAGUGCUUACAUCCUUUCACAAAGCAACUCAGCUUCAGUCUCUUACUAUUUUCCUCUGUAUCAGCGGAGAUAUUACUGAUUCCAGUAUAUUCACUGGUUGAAGCUCUGGGAAUAUGGGCUCAACCAGGCACAACUCUCAUGUUAGAAUUUAGGCAAUUGUGGAAAUGGCUAUUUCACUCAGAACCUCUGUAACGGCGUCUUUCAAUUAAUAAGGUAGUAAUUUAAAACUGAUUUCUUGUAGGUUACAUCUGUAGAUAGUCCGAACCUUACUUUUCUACAGACUUCUUAUCAGCUUAAUGAAAGAUUAAAACAGUUGUAAAACUAGAUGGCUGAUGUGCUGUGUGAAGCUUCAUUUUCUUUUCUUUCUUUUGGAAAUAUGGUAAAAAUUUUUAGAGAAAACAUUACUCUUCAUAAUACAGAUUUAAAAGAAUUACCAAGUAAGCUAGUUUUAAGAAAUGCUGGAUUGACUUCUGAAAGUUACAGUCCCUCACUGAAGUUUCUUGUGGUUACGUGCUGCUAGCUACAGAGCUUGAUUUCAGAAGUCAGUCCAACGUUUUAAAAACUUUUCAAGUUCUACAGAUGACAAGGAAACAUAGAAAGAAACUUUAAAAUAGUAACUGUAUUGAAAAGGAAUAUUGUACUGUAUGUUGAUCUGUUCACACUCUUAAUUUUAUAGGGAUUGCUUAGCAGUGGGCUAGCUGUAAUGGAAUAAGAUCAAGAGUGAGAAAGCACAGUGGUCACCCAAAGAAGCUUGCUAUCUAUGCAAUGUGUAAGGUUCUUGCAAUGAUUUUCACUUGAAUAUGAGGAAGUUCUUUACUUUGAGGGUG